Molecule: messenger RNA, 345 nt
Organism: Colletotrichum paranaense
Lineage: Eukaryota; Fungi; Ascomycota; Sordariomycetes; Glomerellales; Glomerellaceae
Exons: 1
Source: RefSeq, a predicted model, not a curated record
AGCUCGGGCAGACGCUUUUCUUUCUCUCUUUCUCCUGCUUCCAAGGCAGCAAAGCGAUUUCUUUCUCAGCGGUCAAAUAAUCGACGCUCUUUCGACUCACAGGCAAGCUCAUCGACGCCUUGGCAAUAUGCCUGUCGUAGAAGUCGAAAGUUACCUGACAGCACCGGCUGUCCGAUGGUCAACUGCAAAUCGGAUUUGACUUGGGUUGUCUUGAUUCAAUAUGUAAAAGUAGCUGUUGGAUUGUCGCGAGAGCUGCAGGUAGUAGAUACGGUGGCUGGCUUGGCCAUGGCAGAACUCAAUCUUGUUGGGUACCAAGGACUGCCAGGUAGGAAUUGCCACAUUUAA